AAUCGUUGCACUGGUGGCAAAAAUAUCAAAGAACGCAAAGUGAUUCGAUGAAGAACCGACUUCGUUUAUUGUGAAAGUACUAUAAACACAAGGCUUCUUCUUCCUGAAAGACAGAUACUGGGGAAAAGUCAUAAAACAAUGCAGCGUUUCUUUGUCGCGCUCGUUCUGUGUCUCGCUGUUAUGACACUUGUACGCGGUGCUGCCCUGAAUCGAGAAAGACGCAGCUUCGACGAAGACAUCGAAGACAGGGCAACAGUCACGCGAACAACUAAAAAAACAACUGACGAAUCAGAAGUGAGGACGAUUUGGCCUACUAAAAACGAAUCAAGGAGCUCUGAUUCCAAUGAUCAGUCGACUUCUUCCGAAAAUCCACCAAACACGCAGGAAAGUGGCAAAGACACCACUACCAAUAAGAAGGGAGAGUCGACAAACAACGAAGAUAAGUCGAACACACACGAAGAAAGUAAUGAAGAUGUAGCAGAUACCAAAGACGCAAAAAAUACACCAAGUGAAUCUUCAGCAGCUUUUGAAAAGGACAAUUUGGAAACUUCCGACAAGCUUACGAUAAAAAACAAAAAGAAAACAAAAAAGAGAUGGUUCGGUUGGAAUCCCAGUUUUAGUUAUCCAGGAUUUGCCCAUGGGUUUCCACUUGGUUUUGGUGUCUAUGGUCCAGGGUUAGGAUUAGGGCCAGCAGGAUUAGCCAACACCUGGAAUUAUGGCUUAUAUCCGUACGGUUAUGGAGGUCUGUUAUAUCGUCACAAAGUGCCAAAGGGUAAAAAGGGGACAAAACGAAAUUUCCUGUUUGGUGCAUACCCUGGGUAUGGGAGGCUAACACGUGGAGCUUUACCAUUCGGAAACACACCAUGGAAAUCGGGUUUGGGAGCGGAAAUCUCAGAACGGUUUUACCGCAACAAAGUGCAAAUCCCAGAUAGCUCCAAAAAAUGGUAUAUUCCCGUAGGUGUAGGAUACGGUAAUGCGUUUGGUGUAGCAUUCCCCGAUAAGCCCAUGAGUAAUCCAUCACAGGGUUUGGACUUAGGAAGUUCAUAUCAGGAUAACAUGAUGUCAUUAUCUGAUCAGCAGAUAGGGAACUCUCCUUUAAAACGGGACGAUAUAAACAAAAGAUUCCUAGGUCAAGGAUUAGGCUGUAAUGGUUUAGGUUGCCAGUAUCCGGGACCUUUAGGCGUUGGUCUUGGUUAUGGUAUGGGCCCAUGCUGGCAUGGCAGUUGUGGAAGCCCAUUUGGACCUUUGAGUCUUGGCAACUUGCCCGGUAUGUUAAAUUGCGGGGGUUGCACAUGGGCAUACAAGAACAACAUAGAUAAAAAUGGUAAGAUGAAGCGCGAUCUGGAUUUUGUAUGUAAGAAAGAUAAAAAUGGUAACAAAGCAAAGAGGUGUCUAAGCGCAUGGCCAGUUUUUGGUGGAUGGGGAGGUUAUAGUGGUUUCGGAGGUAUUGGAGGCUGGGGGUAUGGCUUACAUCCGGGAUAUGGUUUGUUAGCUGAUGGGUUAUAUGGUUCAGGAUAUGGAUUAGGUCUAGGUUGUGGAGGAUGUGGAUUUGCGUACAAGUCUAAAAUAGGCAAAGAUGGAAAGGCAAAACGCGAAUUAGUUUAUGCUUGUGAUAAAAAUAAAGCUAAAUGCAAACGAUUCUUUGGCGGCUUGAAUGGAUAUGGUUUAGGUUAUCCUUUAGGAUGGGGAGGAUUAGGAUUUGGAGGGUACGGAUUGGGAUUAGGAGGAUACGGAUUAGGAGGACUGGGUGGGUUAUACGGUCCAGGAUACAGUGGGUUAUAUGGUUCAGGAUAUGGAUUAGGUCUGGGUUGUGGAGGAUGUGGAUUUGCGUACAAGUCUAAAAUAGGCAAAGAUGGAAAGGAAAAACGCGAAUUAGUUUAUGCUUGUGAUAAAAAUAAAGCUAAAUCCAAACGAUGCUUUGGCAGCUUGAAUGGAUAUGGUUUAGGUUAUCCAUUAGGAUGGGGAGGAUUAGGAUUUGGAGGAUACGGAUUGGGAUUAGGAGGGUACGGAUUAGGAGGACUGGGCGGGUUGUACGGUCCAGGAUACAGUGGGUUAUACGGUUCAGGAUAUGGAUUAGGUCUGGGUUGUGGAGGAUGUGGAUUUGCAUAUAAGUCAAAAAUAGGCAAAGAUGGAAAGGCAAAACGCGAAUUAGUUUAUGCUUGUGAUAAAAAUAAAGCAAAAUCCAAACGAUGCUUUGGCAGCUUGAAUGGAUAUGGUUUAGGUUAUCCAUUCGGAUGGGGAGGAUUAGGAUUUGGAGGAUACGGAUUGGGAUUAGGAGGGUACGGAUUAGGAGGACUGGGCGGGUUGUACGGUCCAGGAUACAGUGGGUUAUAUGGUUUAGGAUAUGGAUUAGGUCUGGGUUGUGGAGGAUGUGGAUUUGCAUACAAGUCAAAAAUAGGCAAAGAUGGAAAGGCAAAACGCGAAUUAGUUCAUGCUUGUGAUAAAAAUAAAGCUAAAUGCAAACGAUUCUUUGGCGGCUUGAAUGGAUAUGGUUUAGGUUAUCCUUUAGGAUGGGGAGGAUUAGGAUUUGGAGGGUACGGAUUGGGAUUAGGAGGAUACGGAUUAGGAGGACUGGGUGGGUUAUAUGGUCCAGGAUACAGUGGGUUAUACGGUUCAGGAUAUGGAUUAGGUCUGGGUUGCGGAGGAUGUGGAUUUGCAUACAAGUCAAAAAUAGGCAAAGAUGGAAAGGCAAAACGCGAAUUAGUUUAUGGUUGUGAUAAAAAUAAAGCUAAAUGCAAACGAUUCUUUGGGGGCUUGAAUGGAAUUGGUAUAGGUUAUCCUUUAGGAUGGGGAGGAUUAGGAUAUGGAGGGUACGGAUUGGGAUUUGGAGGUGCAGUUAGGAGACUGGGUGGGUUAUACGGUCCAGGAUACAGUGGGUUAUACGGUUCAGGAUAUGGAUUAGGUCUGGGUUGCGGAGGAUGCGGAUUUGCGUACAAGUCUAAAAUAGGCAAAGAUGGAAAGGAAAAACGCGAAUUAGUUCAUGCUUGUGAUAAAAAUAAAGCUAAAUGCAAACGAUUCUUUGGCAGCUUGAAUGGAAUUGGUAUAGGUUAUCCUUUAGGAUGGGGAGGAUUAGGAUUUGGAGGGUACGGAUUGGGAUUUGGAGGGUACGGAUUAGGAGGACUGGGUGGGUUAUACGGUCCAGGAUACAGUGGGUUAUACGGUUCAGGAUAUGGAUUAGGUCUGGGUUGCGGAGGAUGCGGAUUUGCGUACAAGUCUAAAAUAGGCAAAGAUGGAAAGGAAAAACGCGAAUUAGUUCAUGCUUGUGAUAAAAAUAAAGCUAAAUGCAAACGAUUCUUUGGCAGCUUGAAUGGAAUUGGUAUAGGUUAUCCUUUAGGAUGGGGAGGAUUAGGAUAUGGAGGGUACGGAUUGGGAUUAGGAGGAUACGGAUUGGGAUUAGGCGGGUACGGAUUAGGAGGACUGGGUGGGUUGUACGGUUCAGGAUAUGGAUUAGGUCUAGGAUGUGGAGGAUGUGGAUUUGCAUACAAGUCUAAAAUAGGCAAAGAUGGAAAGGAAAAACGCGAAUUAGUUUAUGCUUGUGAUAAAAAUAAAGCUAAAUGCAAACGAUUCUUUGGCAGCUUGAAUGGAAUUGGUAUAGGUUAUCCUUUAGGAUGGGGAGGAUUAAUAUGGAGGGUACAGUUGGGAUUAGGAGGAUACGGAUUGGGAUUAGGCGGGUACGGAUUAGGAGGACUGGGUGGGUUGUACGGUUCAGGAUAUGGAUUAGGUCUAGGAUGUGGAGGAUGUGGAUUUGCAUACAAGUCUAAAAUAGGCAAAGAUGGAAAGGAAAAACGCGAAUUAGUUCAUGCUUGUGAUAAAAAUAAAGCUAAAUCCAAACGAUGCUUUGGCAGCUUGAAUGGAUAUGGUUUAGGUUAUCCAUUAGGAUGGGGAGGAUUAGGAUUUGGAGGAUACGGAUUGGGAUUAGGAGGACUGGGCGGGUUGUACGGUCCAGGAUACAGUGGGUUAUACGGUUCAGGAUAUGGAUUAGGUCUGGGUUGUGGAGGAUGUGGAUUUGCAUAUAAGUCAAAAAUAGGCAAAGAUGGAAAGGCAAAACGCGAAUUAGUUUAUGCUUGUGAUAAAAAUAAAGCUAAAUCCAAACGAUGCUUUGGCAGCUUGAAUGGAUAUGGUUUAGGUUAUCCAUUAGGAUGGGGAGGAUUAGGAUUUGGAGGAUACGGAUUGGGAUUAGGAGGGUACGGAUUAGGAGGACUGGGCGGGUUGUACGGUCCAGGAUACGGCUUUGGUCUAGGCUUUGGUGGAUGUGGCACAUUCUAUCGUUCAAAAGUCGAUAAAAACGGGAAAACUAGCAGACGCCAUCUUUGUGACAGCCCCAUUGCACAUGCUCCAUUUGCUUCUCUGAGAAACAGAUUUAAUGCCGGCUUUGGGCCAUAUGCUCGGGCACCCUGGUGGGGAGGUUAUGCUUUGGGGGUAUAUCCAGGGUUAGGUCCAUACAGUUUUGGUGUUGUGAGUAAAUCAAAGAUUGGUAAAAGUAAAACUUUAAAGAAAUGUGGUAUAGCUGGGUGUAUGGGAGGAUUAGGUUUAGGGUUGGACAGUUAUCAAGGACCAUCAACAGUAGGCUUGGGUUCUCCAGGAUCUGGGUUUGGCACAUAUCCUACCCGCUUUCCAUGGAUGAAAACGUUUCCUUCGGUACGCUCUGCUGUUAGUUCAAGCAAAAAAGGGCAAAAGCGUGGGUACAUCCCUUCCAAGAAACAGACCAUUCAUUUAGGAUACGGUUAUGCCAGUGGUGACAACUACAGGUUAGGCUAUGGUCUUGGAGGCAUGGGUGCAUUAGAUCCUUUGCAAUCACACAAUGGAAUAGCACCAGUCGUACCAAAUGUACCACAUGUACCACAUGUGUUUGGUAGAUCCAAAGUGCCUCGGCAAAUGAUUGGAUUGCCAAGUCAUGAUACUGGUGACAUUGGUACUCCUUUUGGUUAUUCUGCCAACCCUGGACAAGUAGGACACCCCGUUUUACAUCCAGGAUACUCAACAAUGGCAUAUCCUGGUCAUGCAAUUGCAACUGCUGAUGUGAAAAAGGGAAAAGUUCCAGCUGACUCAACUUCAAAGAGACAAGUACUAGUCCGUCCGGGACAUACGGGACUAGCACUUGGACAUGGUCCAAUUGGACCAGUAGCGGGACCAGGUAGUUUUCCUACACAUCUUAUCACACAUCCUGGUUUCUCAACAUUAGGAUUUCCUGGUCAUGCCAUGGCAUCAUUAGACAUUAAGCACAAGAUUCCAGAAAAGAAAAGCCGUUCAAAACGUCAAGCAAUAUUAGCUAGUCCUGUUGGCCGUUUAAUGGCUGGCUUCCCGGGAAUGGUAACACAUCCUUCUCUUGUACCAAACUUUGCCUCAUCUUCCAUUGCAUCAGCUCCUGUGGCAAUGCGGAGCCCACUUAUGUAUUUGACUUCACCAUCCGUUGCCCGCAGGUCAAUGUCAGUUGGUAGUCAACUAAUGCCAUCGCAAAGUCUGACAAAUCCUUUCCAACGCCUAACACCUGGCCUUGCACCUGCAAUGGAAGCACCAAUUUUUCCAAUGGGAAAGUAAAAAAUGGCACGCACGGCAAACUGUAUGCAGAUACAUACAUGACAAGUAUCCAAAGAAAUGGCAAGAGGUCUUAAGCAGUACAUAUUUAAACAUGAUGCAAUUAGUUCGAAAAUUCUAACAUUUAUAAGGUUGCAUUAACAACCAUGUAGUGGAUAAGAUGUUAAAUAAGUUUAUUAGACAGAAAAGCAAUUUGAGUAUUACGUUGUUAGUCGCUCGGAUUUGUUUGUCUCGAUCGCUUCCUUAAACAAAUUGUACAAAAUAUAUGGUUCUCUUCAAAAA
This is a messenger RNA of Xenia sp. Carnegie-2017, 5817 nucleotides long. Its product is annotated as fibroin heavy chain-like. Lineage: Eukaryota; Metazoa; Cnidaria; Anthozoa; Malacalcyonacea; Xeniidae. The record is from RefSeq and is a predicted model, not a curated record.